Molecule: messenger RNA, 3595 nt
Organism: Camarhynchus parvulus
Lineage: Eukaryota; Metazoa; Chordata; Aves; Passeriformes; Thraupidae
Gene: ENKD1
Product: enkurin domain containing 1
Exons: 8
Coding region: 338-1450 (370 amino acids)
Cellular component (GO): cytoplasmic microtubule
Source: RefSeq, a predicted model, not a curated record
GGAAGCGCCGGGCCCGGGGCAGGGGCAGCGCCCGCAGGGGGAAGGCCGCGGGCCCCCGGCACCGCGGGACUGCGCUGCUGGCAGCGCCCCCGAGCCCCGGAGAAGGGAGCCAGGAGGGUUCCCCCGGCGGUGUCCGGUCCCCGGCGGUGUCCGGUCCUCCCGGCGGUGCCCGGUGUCCGGUCUCAGCACGUGUUGAUCUCAGGGCCGGUGUUGAUCUCCCGUGCCAGCCCGGCCGAAGGAGCUGGGGCUCCCACACAAGCUGCAGCCUCAGCACGGGGCUCGUCCGUGCAUCCCAGAGGAAUCGCACGCGUUGAGAGGUAGAGCAACGUGUGGCAGGAUGUGUGAAGGGCCAUCCAGGAUUUCUGGACCCAUUCCUCCAGACCCAGGGCUCUUUCCAGAGUAUUACAAACGCCCCCUCUCAGCUCGAGGGAGGCUGGAAGGAAAUGCUCAGAGGCUGUUUUUAACCUCCAGCCCUCUGGACACAGUCCCCAGCCCCUGCCUGCCUCUGGGCAGUGCCCGCCAGGCCCAGCCAGCCCCUCGUGUCCGCCCCAGCGGGAAGGACUUCCUGGAGAGGGGACAGAAAGGGACACUCGGCCUCCUGCUGCAGCUCCAGGGCAUCUCCCUUGAUGGGGGGCUGCCAGCUAAGAGGAAAGAGGCCAAGGACUACGAGAAGGAAAAUGUGAGGCGGAUAAAGGAGAUUCAGAGGAAGUGCAAGGAGAAGGAGCGAGCCCAGGAGCACAGCCAGCCCAAGCCUGUGAAAGCUCUCUGGAAAUCCCAGAAAUAUGAAAAUGUGGAGUCAAAGGUGAAGGCCAAACUGCAGGAGACCUCUCCACCUCCCAAUCCCGAGGCUGUGAAUUUCCUGAGGGCGUAUUCCCGCUGUGGCUCUGGGAUCAAGCCAUGCAGACCACUGUCCCCAGGGCCUGGCAGGGCAAAGGCAGGAGCAGACACAGAGGCUCCAGAGGCACAGGGUGCUGAAACCAAGAUGCAGGUGGAGGGCAGGAGCGUUGACUUCAUCAGGCACAACGCGUGCAGCGCCAAGCGGGCGCCGCUGCGCCGCUCGCAGUCCCUGCAGGCGCUGGCCCAGCUGCUGCAGCACCGGCAGCAGGAGCAGGAGCACUACAAUGCCAGGCAAAAGGGACACGUCCCCCAGUACCUGCUGGAGAGGAAGGAGCUGUGGCGCAAGCAGGCGGAGGAGCGGCUGCGGAACCUGCCCGACCCCGACACCCCCCCUGGGCACACCCUGAUGCCCGAGGGCCAGCGCCUCGAGACCCUCAGCAGCCUGAAACAGAGCCAGGAGCAGCUGGUAAAGGACCUGGUUCUGCUGCCCAUGCGUGGAGACAGCCUCAGGAUGCAGAAGAGGCGGGUAGAGCUCGAGAGGAAGCUCUCCCAGAUAGAUGAGGCAGUCAAAAUUUUCUCAAGGCCCAAAGUCUUCAUCAAGUUGGACUCCUGAGCUGGUGGGGCCAGGUGUGCUGUGCUGCUCUGCCUGAACAUCCUUUGUUGCUGGGCAGGAAUGGACAUCACUUUUUGGGAGGGAAGGAGAGGAAGCCAAGUUCAGACCCUGGGCCCAUGCAGGUGCCAAGAACAGUGUCCAGUGCACAGCUGGCAUCUCUUGCUCACCUUUCAGUGCUGUAUCUUGUCCACAGAAAAGGGAGGGAGAUGUCCUAAUAAAGGCCCUGCUCAGUGGUCUGGGGAGCAGUUGUCUCUGCUGCUUGACUUCUCACAGAUCAGCUCUCUGCUCUGGAUCUGUGGCAUCACCUCUUACUUUCCCCGUUUUUCCUACUUUAGAAACUGGUAGGAGGUCUCUUGUGCUGCUGUCUGUGGUAUUCCUUGUAUUCUCUUUCUCCUGAGCUGGACCGUGGUCAUGGCUCAUCCUGAGCACCUGAGAGCUCAGGGGACAGCUUGGGGACAAGAAGGAGGCACAGAGCUUCAAUGUUCUCUGCCCAGGGAAGGGCUGAGCUGUCAGGAGGGUCUGGUCAGAUGUCUGGAGAAGCCUUUGUUGUCUGUGGGGCAGGAGAUACUCCAAUAAAUCAUCAUUUCCAUCUUGCAGUGUGUGUGCAGCUCCCAGUGGGCCCAGCAGGGCCUGAGGAAUGGUGUGGGCAGCAGAAACCAUCAGUGCAGGCAGGGGAUCAUGGACUGGAGAAUGUGCAAAAUCCUGCUGGAUCUCCAUCCACAGGCUGGCAGGACAGGGCUGGAAGGUGCCAUCACACAGGUGAGCUCUCUGCUGCCUUGCCUGGAGAUGCCAUGCAGGAGCCUGUGCAGACCUUUGCAGGGAUCUUGCUGCGUGAAGCAAAGAAGCUGUGAGGGAUGGCUGGAGGGCUUGGUGUGUCUCCUGCUCAGCAGAGGCACAGUGCCACAGCUUGGAGCCAUAUCUAACUGAAUUUGGAGAAUCUCCAGGGAGGGGCUUGUCCCCUUCACCUUACUGGGGCUCUGUCUGCAGACAGUGCUGGCCUCAGGGGGAACACUUUUUCCCCUGAAAUCCCAUCAAGUUUUCCUUUCUUGCUGCUUGUGCUGUUGCUCCAUCUCCAUUUGCUACACAGGGUGGAUUUGCUACUGUGUGUGGAUUUUCCAAGCAGCUGCCUUUUUGCAGGGGUUGCUCCAUCCUGGGCAGGAUUGUGGAGUAUCCUAGCCCUGCCUGUGCCACCUGGCACACUGCAGUGCCCUGGGAUGUCAGGGCUGACGCUGCUGCCAAGGGGUGGGGAAUAUUUUGGCACUGGAGGGCUGGAGGAGGAGAGAUGCCAACUGGAAAAUCACCCCAUGUGCCCCUGGGGCCACCUCAGGGCAAACCCCAGCCAGGCUGAGCCUGCUGGAUGAGAGUGACUGGGGGCCAUGGGCACAGCCCCUGGGCACCUCCCUGCCCAAAACCAGCCUGGGCUAACCAGCCCUGCUGCCAGAUCUGCUCUCUGGUCUGUCUGGGCCCUGGCUGUGUGCCAUGAGUGUCCUCAGCCCUUGCUGCACUCCCAGCCUGCCCUGCCCUGAGGCUCUGGACAGAGUUGGUGCUGGCUUUUCAGACCCUGAGAGCUGCAGGGCUUCCUCAUUGCCAGUCCCACCACAAGCCCUUGGCAGCAGUGAGUGCCACCAUCAGCUUGGCACUUCUGGGAGAGGGACUGAGGGUGCUGGGAGCCCCAGCAGAGCAGUAGGGACAGGUGUGGACCCCCCUGCCCUGAGCUUGGGGCUGAAGAAGGAGGAUGGGGCUGGACUAUGCCCAGCAGCGUUUGCAGGGCUGAGUGACAGCCAAGGUGCUGCUGCCAGACCAGGUGUCCCCUGCGUUAGUGAGGGCCCUGCAGCAGGGACAAGGUGGGAAUGGGGGGACCAAGCAAGGCUGACUGCAUCAGGCCAUCAGGCCAGGUGGCUGCCCAAAACAGCCUGGACACCUGUUCUGGAACAGGCACAAUGAGUCUCAGUGGGGUCACCCAGCACAGCAGCAAAGAUCAAGGCCACCACCCCCAGGCACUGCCUUCUGUGUACAGGGCUGGGGAACCCACCUGCUGUCCCCCUCCUCCCUGCAGUGACACCAACCAGGGACAAGCAUGGUGCUUUCUAGAAAAAGUUUUACUGUCCAUUGCAAUAUAUUAAUGAUGCAUAUUUCAAUAAAACA